This is a messenger RNA of Contarinia nasturtii (swede midge), 2114 nucleotides long. Its product is annotated as gastrula zinc finger protein XlCGF57.1-like. The transcript has 2 exons. Gene Ontology annotation, molecular function: DNA-binding transcription factor activity; RNA polymerase II cis-regulatory region sequence-specific DNA binding. Bases 161 to 2047 code for a protein of 628 amino acids. The record is from RefSeq and is a predicted model, not a curated record. Gene Ontology annotation, biological process: regulation of transcription by RNA polymerase II. NCBI's taxonomy places the organism in Eukaryota, Metazoa, Arthropoda, Insecta, Diptera, Cecidomyiidae.
UUGAAUCUCACGUCUAAUCAAAGGGUUUUUAUUUUUAUUUUAUUUUUGUUGUAAACGAAAAGCCGGAAUCAAAAUAAUAAACAUAAAUUUCAUUGUGGAAAAAGAGUUUCGCGUUAAAACCGUUUCAUUCACAAAUGUGGUGAAGUUGAAGACUGUGAAAAUGAAUGUUGAACGUGAAGUAAAUGUAUUGUUGCCAGAAUUCAAAAACAAUGAAAAUAAAAAUGAUGAUUUAUUAACGGAGUUUGUGGACACGAUGGAAAGGAAUUUUCUAUGCCAUUUGUGUUCAAAGACAUUUCGUCUAAAACAUCAUUUGUUGGAGCAUUUAAAAGUGCACAACAAUGAAAAAGAGUAUCUGUGUAAGAUUUGUGGGCGACCGUUUCGACAGAAGAGUCAUUUGACCCAACACAAUAAAAUUCAUACCGGCAAAAAGGAAUUUAAGUGCGAAUGGUGUUCAAAGCAAUUUAUGCAUCGCGGAGAUUUAAAACGUCAUUGGAAAACACAUCGUACACAAUUACCGUUUCGGUGUACAUUUUGUACUGAUCGAUUUGCGGAUUGUGUUGAAAAGCAAUCACAUGAAACCGUAUGCAGAAGUCGACGGUUCACGUGUUCAAUAUGUGAUUUUGAAACCGACACCAAUGAUGCAUUGAAUGUGCAUAAAAAUAAGCACAUCGGCGAAAGACGAUUCAUAUGUGAAAAAUGCCCAAAGGCAUUUCGCAUGAAACAUCAUCUCACCGAACAUUUGCGAACACACGGCGAUGGCAAUCAAUUAAAUCGAAAAUUUCAAUGCAAUAUUUGCGAGAAAGCGUUCGCAUUGAAGAGCCAUUUGAAUAUACAUAUGAAAUAUCACAAUGGUAGCCGUGAAUUUAUAUGUUCGCUUUGCACGAAGGCAUUUGUACACAGAGGCGAUCUUAAUCGCCAUUUAAAAACGCAUGAAAAUGCCGUUUCGGUGGUUGAACCAGCCGUUAAAUUUUUAGAAGUCAUUGUCAAAGAGGAACCAAGACUAGUGGAGACAGAUGAAGUGAAUGCAACGAUCAAAAGAGAAUCAAGACUUGAAUCGGAUGAAAAUCAUGCUAAUCUUAAUAAAACAUUUGAAAAAAUUGAUGAAGAUGAUGAUGAUGAUGACAACGAUGACGACAACGACAGAAAUGAAACAUUCGAAUCAUUCGAUCAUGUUGACGACAGUGAUGAUGAAUUCGAUCAAAAAUUAAUGGGUAGCACAGAAUGUGAAUCAAACGAUGAAAAUCUUCAAAUAAAGGAAGAAAAUAAGCAAAUUAAUGAAGAGAAACCAUUACCUUUGAUCAUUACAAAAGUUGAAACACUAACAGAAGAAAUACCAAAAACACGAAAAAAAUCACGAACAAAAGUUAAAAGAAAAUUGUCUCGCAAUGGCGUGAAAGGUGUUAAAAAAAAGACCCAACAGAAACAAGAAGAUACUCAAAAAGCACAACAAUCCAGUCAAUCGCAUAAGAGAUUUGUGUGCGACAUUUGUCAGAAAGAUUUUCGAAUGAAACAUCAUCUGGUCGUUCAUUUGGUGACACACACCGGCCAAAAGAAUUAUCAAUGCGAAGUGUGUUCGAAAAGCUUUGCUCAAUCUAGUCAUCUUUCCCUGCAUCUCAAAACACAUACCAAAACAUAUGCGUUCCCAUGUUCGCAUUGUUCAAAGCGCUUUCUCCAUCGUGGUGAUCUACAUCGUCAUUUGAAAACCCAUCGAGAGCUGCCAUUUUCGUGUAUUUCUUGCAGCCGUCGAUUUUCGGAUGAAAAAUCCAAGGAUUUACAUGAAAAAUUAUGCACCAGCCAAUUGCAUAAAUGUCCAUUGUGUGAUUAUAUUACGACCACUCGUAGCCGUUUAAAAACUCACAUGGUGAUCCAUACGGGUGAAAAAGCAUUCCAAUGCGAACUUUGUUCGCGCAGAUUUGCCUAUAAACAAAAUUUGGACAAUCAUUUAAAAAUACAUUCGGGUGAAAAGCCAUUUGAAUGUGAGCAGUGUUCAAGGCCAUUCAGAUUAAAAGUGCACUUGCAGCGUCACAUGAAAACGCAUAACAAAUAACGUUAAAUUUUCACUGAAACCUAAUGACAUUGUAAUAUAAAACAGCUCAGGCCAACAAUAAAACAAA